Messenger RNA from Drosophila eugracilis, 2368 nucleotides. It is a transcript of the gene peng, whose product is annotated as protein penguin. The record is from RefSeq and is a predicted model, not a curated record. The coding region runs from base 101 to 2305 and encodes 734 amino acids. Gene Ontology annotation, molecular function: mRNA binding. The transcript has 5 exons. Lineage: Eukaryota; Metazoa; Arthropoda; Insecta; Diptera; Drosophilidae. Gene Ontology annotation, biological process: regulation of translation. Gene Ontology annotation, cellular component: nucleolus.
UAUACUUGUACUCUCUGGUCACUCUCAUCAACGCACGUGUAGUUUUUAGCAAUAACAUUUGCUAAUAGUUAGUUUAAGGAUCGAAAUAAACGCAUAAACCAUGGUCAGUUCAGAACCGAAAGGACCUGCUAACGUGGCCAAAGUGGUCAAGCCCCUUAAGGCCAAUAGACCGCCAGGAAAAUUCGUCAAUGGACAGAAAUUUAAGCCCGGUGGAGCAGGAGGCGAAAGAAAAUUUGACAAAUCUGGAGGAGCACCCGGUAAAAAGUUUGAAAAACCGGGCGCAGGUGGUGCCAAGAAGUUUGAUAAAUCCGGACCAGGUGGCUUCAAGAAAUUCGAUAAAUCUGGAUCAGCUGACGGCAAGAAGUUUGGUGGUAACAAGUUCGCAGAUAGCAACAAGUUUCGCGGAAAACCACAAACACAGGCUCAAGCUCCUGCGGAGGGUGAAAAACAGGACUGGAACAAAUUCAAGCAGGAGAAGAAGGAGCUAAAACUAAAGCGCAAGAGCUCCAAGGACACCUAUGAGAUUACCAAGGAAGCCAAACAGAUCUACGAGAAGCUCCGAUGCCGUCGGACGGAGAACAAGGACAAACUGGUGCAGGAAAUCUACAAGGUACUCAAUGUUGGCGACACCAUCUCGAAGGUUGUGAAGGCCCACGAUACCGCCCGCAUGCUUCAGUGUAUGCUGAAGUACGCCUCGCCAACUUUACGGACUGAGAUCUCUGAACAGCUACUACCCUUCACCGUAGUGAUGUGCCAGUCAAAGUACGCCCAGUUCUGCGUCCAGCGAAUGCUUAAAUACGGCGCCCCUGCCACAAAAUCAAAACUGGUUGACAGCCUAUACGGCCAUAUAGUUCGUUUGGCCGGACACAACAUUGCAAGUGGAUUGCUAGACACAAUGUACCAGGGUGCCACGCCCCAACAACGCAUCUACAUGCGCCAGGAAUUCUAUGGCGAUCUGUAUCGUAAGGCAAAGGAUUCGAAUGUCAAAUCGUUAAGCGACACCUACAAGGAGGCCGCCAAUAUGAAGGCCUCCAUUUUGGGCUCAGUGAAAGCGAAUCUGGAUCACGUGGCCAACAAACAGCUGGUGGACAGUUCGUUAGUUCACUCGGUUAUGCUAGAAUACCUGCGCGCCUGCAACGAGGAUGAGGAGAAGCUGGAGGAGACGGUUACUGCUUUUGCGGCUCUUAUGCCUCACAUGUUGUCGACCAAGGAAGGGAGCGAGGCGAGCGUUAUAUGCUUUUAUAGGUCCACGCCGAAGAACCGCAGGGCAAUCAUUAAAAACAUCAAGGAGCACCUACUCAAGAUCGCUACACACGAGCACGGUCACGUGUUUCUCAUUUCUUUGCUAAACGCCUUGGACGACACAAAGGCCACCAAGAAAGCUAUCUACGACUAUUUGCACGGCGAUCUUAAGACGCUGGUUAGCAAUCCGUAUGGUCGAAGAGUGAUUCAAUGGCUAGUGGCUCCUGGCGAUACCGUAUGCUUCCAUCCGGAUUUCAUUCGCGUAGUGGACGAGGGCCUGGCAUUUGGCAAAAAGGAGAAGGAGCUUCGACGCAAGGAGAUCCUCGAGCAGAUAGAGGCGCCGAUUGCACAAGCCAUCGUCGAAGAUGCUGCUUUCUGGCUGUCCAAUAGCAACAUCGGCCUGGUCACCGCCGACAUACUUAAUCACAUUCAUGGCGAAUCCUAUGAAAAGGCGGCGAAAGCCCUCGCCCAAGUGGUCGCACAGCCGGAGUGGCGCAUUUCAGUAGAUGCCGUCGAUCCCCUAUCGCAAAAUAAGAAGAAGCCUCACAAUGAUGUGGAAGCCAUUAUAGCUGAGGCCACCAAAAAGCGUAGGAAACUUCUAAACGCCGAAAGCAGCAGCGAUGAUGAAGACCCAGAUUCUGAAGAAGAUGGCGAAAAGCAAAAAGAGGGGGAUGAUGAUGAUGCCGAACCCAAGCUAAAGAAAGCCAAAAAGGAGCCCAAAAAGACAGCGGCAAAGGAGGAGGCACCAGUGGCUCCACAGGUUUCUGGAAUCGAGGAUGCCGGCAUGCACAUUGUAUUGAAGAAGAUCAUCAAAAACGAUGGACAGCGUGACGCCACUCCUUUUUGCCAACAGCUCCUGCAAAGCUUUUCCACCGAUGUGCUCACAGUCUGGCUGGGCGUGAACCGGGCGUGUUUCGUCCUGGUGAAGCUGGUGGAAGACUGUCCGGCGCUAUUGGAUGAUUGCAAAAAGACCAUCACGGAGAAGAGCAUAAGCCAGGCACUCGUUAAUCAGAAGACGCCCGGGGCCAAGAUGCUGGCCACCAAACUAAACAUUGGCAAAUGAAAACCCAUUUUAGCUUAGACAAAACCUAACAUUUUAAAAUACAUAAUUCUAUAUUGAAAUAAA